Messenger RNA from Akanthomyces muscarius, 1062 nucleotides. RefSeq lists its product as uncharacterized. Gene Ontology annotation, biological process: translation. Gene Ontology annotation, molecular function: structural constituent of ribosome; RNA binding. NCBI's taxonomy places the organism in Eukaryota, Fungi, Ascomycota, Sordariomycetes, Hypocreales, Cordycipitaceae. Gene Ontology annotation, cellular component: ribosome; cytosolic large ribosomal subunit. The transcript has 3 exons. The record is from RefSeq and is a predicted model, not a curated record. The coding region runs from base 1 to 1062 and encodes 353 amino acids.
AUGGCUGGUGCACGCGAAGGAAUGCGCGCACUUCGCGCUGUUAGCGGCAAGCAAUUGAGCCGACCGGCCGCGCGGUCGUGCUCUCGCCGCUUUGCUUCGUCCUCGGCGGCUUCGCAGAGCCCCUUGGCUGCCGUUGAAGAGUCGACGUCGUUUUCUACGCCAGGUCCCGACGAGAAUACCGUCAAGUCUUUCCAGGAGGCCAGGGCCAACAGCACAAGAGACAAGCAAUUACCCGGUAGUCGGUACCAAUUCCACCCUCCCAAGUACAACCGCGGACCCCUGCACCCCAUACAGUCGCCGCCGUCGUCCGACCCGACCGCCCGAGACUUUGUCCCCGGACCGUUCAACCUGCCGCGCCUCAAGCACACCUACGACAGCAUGAUUGCGCCGGACCUGAUGACGCUCACCUACACGCACAAGCCGCCCGGCUACGAGGCGCCCGAGUCGAGCAAGGGCGAGCUGCGUGAGUGGGACGGCUCCUCGCCGUACCACAAGAAUCGUCCGCGGCGCGGCCCGCGCGGUGGCCAGUCGGGCCGCCUGGGCCUUGUCGAGAAGGACAUGAGCUGGCACAACCUGCCCGAGAUUGCCGCCGUCACCGUCAACUCGUACGCGCCCGAGGCCGCCGACAACAAGGAGUACCUGGACGUCGCCCGCGCCGUGGUGCAGGCCAUCACCGGCGAGUUCCCCGAGGUCACGCGCACCAAGUCCAACGUCAUCCACUGGGGCGUCCGCAAGGGCCAGAAGACGGGCGCCAAGGUGACGCUCCGCGGAGGCGCCGCGUACGAGUUUGUCGACAAGCUCGUGACCCUGGUGCUGCCCAAGAUCAAGGACUGGCCUGGUGUCAAGGGCAGCUCGGGUGACCGCGCAGGCAACCUGGGCCUGGGCCUCAACCCCGAGUGGAUGUCCUACUUUCCCGAGCUGGAGUAUAACUUUGAUAUGUACCCACCUAGCCUGAUGCCUGGCUGCGACAUUAUUAUCCAGACGACUGGUACAUCGGAUAGACAGGGUCGUCUUCUGCUCGAGGCCCUGGGAUUUCCAUUCUACGGCAAGGUUACGUAUUGA